AUGGGCAUUUUCCAACUCUUUGCUCUAGGGGUAUGGCCAGCCACGGCUGUAGCAUCCCCAUUUUUUGCAUAUUCGCCGGAGCAACUGGCGAAAGAAAAUCCUCCACAAGCGAAGCUCCAAAGUAACUCUCCCGCGGCGACUACCGACAGCCACCAUGUCGUUCCGGAUAAGAGGGCCACAGACGCAGCUCCUCAACUGAUGGCCCGCGGCUGCACAACGACGAUACGUAACAACAACAUCCCUUGCUACUGGGAUGGUACAGAGACGCUGUACUCGGCAACAAGAACUAUGACGGCUCCAGUCGACUGCCACGGCUGCUCAGAUAUCUAUAUUCGGCAAGACGUCUAUUUCUGCCCAGUGGAGAAGAUAUACACCACUCUCUGGGCUCCCAACCCCAGCACAACUUGGAUCACAGUCUGCGCAGCGUCUACUCAGAAAGCCGUCAACUUGAACAAGCAGGACAUUCUCACAAACGACGCCGCGUUGCCCGGUCGAACCCGAGCUCCGCAUCCGGUCCCAACCGGGAUAUAA
Messenger RNA from Pyricularia oryzae 70-15, 531 nucleotides. RefSeq lists its product as uncharacterized. The coding region runs from base 1 to 531 and encodes 176 amino acids. The record is from RefSeq and is a predicted model, not a curated record. The transcript has a single exon. Lineage: Eukaryota; Fungi; Ascomycota; Sordariomycetes; Magnaporthales; Pyriculariaceae.